AUGAGUAAGAAUAAUAAUGAUGAAAAUCUUGAAUAUUAUCGAGCAAAACAAAGUGCUGGACAACUAUCUAUAAGUAAAAAUGAAACAACGAAAACAUCAAAAUCAUCGUCAAACGAUACGAUAUUACGAUCAAAAUCAGAUGGUUACAUACCAAUGAAUGAAUCACCAGAAAAACAACGUGAAUUUCAACGUUAUAAAGAAAUAACAUUUGCACAAAAAGCAAGUGAAAAAGCUAAACAAAAUCCACUCAUACCUAUUGGAUUAUUAACAACAGUAGGUGCUUUAACAUUAGGACUUCGUGCAGUAUCUCGUGGUGAUAAAUGGCAAUCACAAAUGAUGAUGCGAGCUCGAAUCGGUGCUCAAGGUUUUACAAUUCUUGCUGUUCUUGCAUCUAUUAUGUACGCUGGUCAGAGUCGAGAACCCACACAAACACCUCCAAAACAUUCUCGAUCUUCUACAUCAUGA
Molecule: messenger RNA, 465 nt
Organism: Rotaria sordida
Lineage: Eukaryota; Metazoa; Rotifera; Eurotatoria; Philodinida; Philodinidae
Source: the annotation of a GenBank genome assembly